Molecule: messenger RNA, 1314 nt
Organism: Thyridium curvatum
Lineage: Eukaryota; Fungi; Ascomycota; Sordariomycetes; Thyridiales; Thyridiaceae
Exons: 2
Coding region: 1-1314 (437 amino acids)
Biological process (GO): endoplasmic reticulum to Golgi vesicle-mediated transport; retrograde vesicle-mediated transport, Golgi to endoplasmic reticulum
Cellular component (GO): COPII-coated ER to Golgi transport vesicle; Golgi membrane; endoplasmic reticulum membrane
Source: RefSeq, a predicted model, not a curated record
AUGCCUCCCAAGUCGAGGUUCACAAGGCUUGACGCCUUUACGAAGACGGUGGAGGAUGCGCGCAUCAGGACAACUUCUGGCGGUAUCGUUACGAUUGUCUCGCUGAUCGUCGUGCUCUACCUGGCUCUGGGAGAGUGGCGCGACUACAGGAGGAUAGAGAUACACCCGGAGCUGAUUGUGGACAAGGGGCGAGGCGAACGCAUGGAAAUCCACCUCAACAUCACCUUCCCCAAGAUACCGUGCGAACUGCUCACCCUCGAUGUGAUGGACGUCUCAGGCGAGCAACAACACGGCGUGCAGCACGGUGUCCGUAAGGUCAGACUCCGGCCCCAGUCGGAAGGCGGCGCCGAGAUCGACUCCCGGGAGCUCUCCCUGCACGCCGACGACGAGAAGGCCGCCCACCUGGACCCCAACUACUGCGGUCCUUGCUACGGCGCACCCUCCCCGCCCAAUGCGCAGAAGCCUGGCUGCUGCAACACCUGCGCAGAGGUUCGGGAGGCAUACGCGCAGGCAUCCUGGGCCUUCGGCAAGGGCGAGGGUGUAGAGCAAUGCCUGCGCGAGCACUACGCCGAGCGCCUAGACGAGCAGCGCCUCGAGGGUUGCCGCAUCGAGGGCGGCCUCCGCGUCAACAAGGUGGUUGGGAACUUCCACCUGGCUCCCGGCCGCUCCUUCAGCAACGGCAACAUGCACGUCCACGAUCUCAAGAACUACUGGGAGGCGCCCACACCCAACACGCACUCGUUCACGCACAUCAUCCACCACCUGCGCUUCGGGCCCCAGCUGCCCGACGAGAUCCACAAGAAGCUGGGCAACAAGGCUGCCCUGGGCUGGACCAACCACCACAUCAACCCCCUCGAUGGUACCCGCCAGGAGACGGACGACCCCAACUACAACUUCAUGUACUUUGUCAAGAUCGUGCCGACUUCGUACCUGCCCCUCGGCUGGGAGAAGAAGUACAGGGCCCCGGACGCCAACACCGACCUGGGGUCCUACGGCCAGAACAGCGACGGAAGCAUGGAGACGCAUCAGUACUCUGUGACCAGCCACAAGCGCAGCCUCCGCGGCGGUGACGAUGCCGCCGAGGGUCACCAGGAGCGCCACCACUCCCCCGGCGGCAUCCCGGGCGUCUUCUUCUCGUAUGAUAUCUCGCCGAUGAAGGUCAUCAACAGGGAAGAGCGGGCCAAGACCUUUGCUGGCUUCCUCACGGGCCUUUGCGCCGUCCUCGGCGGCACCUUGACCGUUGCUGCCGCUGUCGACCGCGGUCUCUUUGAGGGUGCGACGAGGCUCAAGAAGCUCAGGUCCAAAGACCAGUAG